This is a messenger RNA of Colletotrichum scovillei, 2518 nucleotides long. RefSeq lists its product as uncharacterized. Bases 802 to 2364 code for a protein of 520 amino acids. Gene Ontology annotation, molecular function: FAD binding. The transcript has 4 exons. The record is from RefSeq and is a predicted model, not a curated record. NCBI's taxonomy places the organism in Eukaryota, Fungi, Ascomycota, Sordariomycetes, Glomerellales, Glomerellaceae.
GCAAGCGCAAGCGAGGCGUGCGAAGCCUGCGAGUGUUACGCAGACUGGCAGGCUUAUCCAAGCUGCUCGUAACACCUCGUUUGAUUUGAUAACGACUAGCGUACAAACGUGAAAGAGCUGGGCCAGCGGGCUUGCGAAACCGCAGAAAUCCCUGGUUUAGGAAGAGCGAGAUAAACAAACAGCUCUUGGGAAAGCCAUAUAGGAGGGGCAGACGGCGGACAGUAUUUAGGGCUUUUGAGGCGCCGCGCUGUUUCCUCCAGCUGAAAGAUUGAUUUACCUACGUUACUGCUCCAGUUCGAGUUCAAAUCAAUCCAUCGAGACCGAAGACGAUACAGACUACGACUUCCUACCUACAAGCCUACAUAAGCCUACAUAAGCCUACAUAUCUACGCCCGCCAAAGCUCAGCUUGCAUAUGCUAGAUUCGACGCCUUCUUCUUACUUGGCUCUUUGAGUCUUUGUCAGGCAACCCGCGCCCGCGAAACCGGAUUCAGCUCCAGAUUUCCCGGGAAUACCAAGGCCCGAUCCGUUGUCUCAAUAUCACAAGCUUCAAGCCGCAGCAAUACCUGCCUUACUGUCGAGCAACAUUAGGGGGAAACCAGCAAAAGAAAGAGAUCUUGAUCGAAGAGAACCAAGACGGGACGGAAAUUAGAGCAAAACGCCAUCAUUCUUUCACAAAGGACGGAAACACCCGGUCCUAUCUGAACACAGCUCCCCCGCGAUCUACCUACCUUACUAGACGACUCUUAUAACACCCCCCAACCCGCAGAUCCUGCCUUGUUCCCCCCCGAAAAGUCGACUCAAUGAGAAUCCCUCGACUCGCAAAGAUGCAGGCGGAACAGCAACAGCAAUCUUCCUCCCCGUCCCCGGCCGCCACGCCGCUCCCGAUCCUCUACGCAGAAGACACCCCCUUCUCGGAAUACUCCACCGCAGUCUGGGGCCGCGUCUUCAACGCCCGCCGCGACUUCUCCCGGCGCCCGGCCGCCGUCGUCACCGCCACGCGCAAAGCCCACGUCGUCGAGGCCGUGAAAAUCGCAAACGAAAAGGGGUGGCGCGUGAGCGUUCGCUCGGGGGGCCACUCGUGGGCCGCAUGGUCUGUUCGCGAUGAGGCGCUACUGAUUGAUUUGGGGAGUAUGGGCAAAGGUGUUGCGGGCAGCGGCAACGAGGAUGGCAUCGCGUAUGAUUCCAAGACGGGAAUUGUGAGUGUUGCGCCGGCGAGGACGGGGAGGGAGGUGAACGGGUUCUUGGCUGGGCAGAUUGGCGGGCCUGGAGAUGAUAGUAUUGAGGGGAUGGGAAGGUUCUUCCCUGGUGGUCAUUGUCCUGACGUUGGGCUCGGUGGGUUCUUGUUGCAGGGUGGUAUGGGGUGGAAUUGCAAGAACUGGGGCUGGGCGUGUGAGAAUGUUGUCGCCAUUGAGGUUGUCACGGCCGAUGGGCGGGAGCUCCGCUGCUCCGAGACGGAGAACGCCGACCUCUUUUGGGCCGCGCGCGGCGCCGGACCCGGCUUCCCUGCCAUCGUCACCCGCUUCCACCUCCGCACCCGCCCCCUGACGGGCAUGUUCCAGUCUCUCUACUUUUACUCUCUCGACCGUUUCGAGGAGAUUCUGAACUGGGUGAUCAAGAUCUCCCCAAAAGCCUCCCCAGAACUCGAAAUCGUCCUCCUGGCCCUCACACCACCAGGCCAAACCACCCCGCAAAUCAUGGCAAACUUCCUCUCCUUCUCCGCGAACCCGGAAGCCCUCAUCCCCCUCCACUCCUCCCACCCGUCCCGGCCCCUCGCCACCGUCUUCGCCACCCCGACCUCCCUCCCGCAGCAGUACGUCGACCAGGACGCCUCCAACCCGCCCGCGCACCGCUACAUCUCCGAAAACGCCUACGUCUCCAACGACGCCGACGUGCCCAAGGUCCUCAAGAAGGCGUUCACCGAGCUGCCCACGCCGCAGUCGUUUGCGUUGUAUUUUUCAAUGAACCCUUGCUCUCGGCGCGCGCAGCAGACUGCCGGCGAGACGCCGUCGUCGUCUAACGGAACCAGCAACGGCGCGGUAAAGACCAUGCCCGACAUGGCUCUCAGCAUGCAGUCGGACCACUACUUCGCCCUCUACACAGUCUACCCGGACGCCGAGGACGACGAGCGGUGCCAGGGCUGGGUGAGCGACAUCAUGACUGGCGUGGAGAGGCACGCGGCGGGCUCGUAUCUCGGUGACGCCGACUUCCGGUACCGCAGGACAAAGUUCUGGGGCGACGAGCAGGGCAAGAGGUUGAUGGAGGUGCGCAAGGUGUGGGAUCCCAAGGGGCGGAUCGCGGGGUACUUGGAUACGGAGGAUGAGAGCGGCGUUGAAGGGUUGAGGAAUGAGUUUGAGUGGGCUUGAGUGAGCCUUGUUCUCGGACUCUCUUUUCUUCUUGUUAUUGGUGUUUGUUCUUCUUCUUUUUGCUGAGGCGUCGAGAUGGAUGCAUAUAUACCUGUUGCCGAAAGAUAUCCUGUUCGAAGAUUACAUUUACAUAAAAGGAGGAGGGGCCUAUCAG